Messenger RNA from Daucus carota subsp. sativus, 1479 nucleotides. RefSeq names its product hsp70 nucleotide exchange factor FES1. NCBI's taxonomy places the organism in Eukaryota, Viridiplantae, Streptophyta, Magnoliopsida, Apiales, Apiaceae. The coding region runs from base 198 to 1325 and encodes 375 amino acids. Gene Ontology annotation, cellular component: endoplasmic reticulum. The record is from RefSeq and is a predicted model, not a curated record. Gene Ontology annotation, molecular function: protein binding; adenyl-nucleotide exchange factor activity. The transcript is spliced from 6 exons.
GGUCAAGGUUUUGUAUAACCCCAAACAAGCUCUAGAUUGUUCCAGAAUCAUCCACCACAUUCCCCCAAUUGAUAACAGUAACAUCAACACCAUCUCCCUCUCUCUAUAUAUUGUAUAAACAAACUUCACAACACCACCAAUUUAAAUUGCUAUAUAAAUUAAAUUCGAAUUAAAGUACAAUAUAAUCAGGAUUUAUAAUGGCUAAAGAAGGACCUAAUUGGGAUGGUUUGCUCAAGUGGAGUCUUGCUAAUUCUGAUGGAACAAAACCCACUCGUAAUCUCAGUGAGGAGGAUAGAAAAUGGUUCAUGGAGGCAAUGCAAGCUCAAACCAUAGAUGUUGUGAAAAGAAUGAAGGAGAUAACUCUUGUUAUGCAAACACCAGAAGAAGUCCUGCAGGAGCAUGGAGUGACCCCCACUGAUAUCGAAGAUAUGUUAGAUGAGUUGCAAGAGCAUGUUGAGGCAAUUGACAUGGCCAAUGAUCUUCACUCGAUUGGUGGUUUGGGCCCAUUGCUCAAUUAUCUAAGGAACUCUCAUGCUGCUAUUCGAGCAAAAGCUGCUGAUGUAGUGUCUACCAUUGUUCAGAAUAAUCCGAAGAGCCAGCAAUUGGUCAUGGAAGCCAAUGGAUUAGAACCUCUUCUCUCUAAUUUCAGUUCAGAUCCUGAUAUUACUGUUCGUACACAAGCACUUGGGGCCAUUUCAUCCUUAAUCCGAAACAACAGACCUGGAGUUGCAGCAUUUCGCCUUGCAAAUGGUUAUGCAUCUCUCAGAGAUGCAUUGAGUUCUGACAGUGUCAGAUUUCAGAGGAAAGCCCUCAGCUUGAUUCAAUAUCUUAUGCAAGAGAACUAUGCUGACUCCAAUGUAAUUACUGAGUUGGGAUUUCCUCGUACUAUGAUGCACCUGGCCUCCAGCGAAGAUGCUCAAGUACGAGAAGCCGCACUUAGUGGCCUCCUGGAGCUUGCCAAACACAAGACUGAUGAAAGUGGUAGUAGUAUGAGUGAUGAUGAUACUAAACUUAAGCAGAUUUUACAAGAUCGCAUCAAAAGUAUUAGCUUGAUGUCACCUGAAGAUCUUGGUGCUGCAAAAGAAGAGAGGCAACUUGUGGACUCCCUUUGGAGUGCUUAUUUUAAUGAGCCAUCAUCUCUUCGGCAGAAGGGGCUUCUUGUCCUCCCUGGAGAAGAUGCACAAGCGCCAGAUGUUGCCAGCAAACAUUUUGAACCGGCUCUUCGAGCUUGGGCUGCUAAUUCACUAGCUGGUGUUACUGGUUCUAGUUCUGAAAAGAAAGAGGCUCCGUUGUUAUUGGGUCUGGGUCCUCCGUCUGGAAAUUAAUGUAUGCAGUAGCUCACACUUGUGUACUAAAAUGAUAUCCAUUCGAGUUUGUGUUUGGUCAAUUUUAUGUGCUACUCUAUUUCAUCUUCAGAAAUCCCCUCUUAUGUUUUGCUAGUGAAAUUACUAAUUAAAUCAGAUUUAUUAUGGUUUAUAA